This is a messenger RNA of Eruca vesicaria subsp. sativa (arugula), 1515 nucleotides long. The record is from the annotation of a GenBank genome assembly. Lineage: Eukaryota; Viridiplantae; Streptophyta; Magnoliopsida; Brassicales; Brassicaceae.
CCCUCUGAAUAUUCAUUUCAUGAUAACAUACAAAGUUUGAUACAAAGACUGGCGGAUAACAAAAGAUCCCCAGAGCGAGAGCCCAAAGACAGGCAACUUAAACCCACAACGGGGCAGCUUACAACCACAACAUAAACAAGACACGGAAACAGAAAACCGCAACUAAAUCAUCAACACAAACCAUAGGAUAGUUCAGUAUGCAAUAAACCUCCUAAAUAGCAAAAAGUAGUGAACUGGAUAUAUCGAUGUUGUCCUCAACAUCCCAAAUAAUACCCACUUAUAGAACUGAAGACACCACGUCUUCUCAAUCCGGAUCUAUCGUUGCCGCCUAUGGCCUGCCAAACGAUACCAUCCCUCACUCCAACCUAAGAACCAUGACUUCACAACCCGACAAGAAGGAUCGCUUCACAAUCUAUACCACCUCUCUUCACGAUCUAUACCAUCUUUCGGAUACGGCCUGAACGUACUCACUAACGUCCACUUUACGCCUAGAUAGAAGCCCACCAUAAACCUUCACACAAUCAAGCCUCGUCGAUCAAAACUCAUUACUGAUACAAACCUUAACAACCAAACCAACGAGAGCUCACUACAACCACCAAAGCAGGAGGAUAAAACUGCAACUGAAACUCCACCGCACACCAAACCAAAGAUACAAAGCGCUUGUGAACCACUCCUUACAAAAGCUAUAUUUAAACUCUGGAACCACUAGGAUAACUAGACCCGAAAUCUCCGAUCUUGGCGAACUACAACCCAAAUACACAGUCUAAACCAACACAGGAAACACAUGGACACCGGAGAAUGACGAUUGAAACCCGGAACCAUAGCCUGUCUUCUUGAGAGAACAACAUACCCACCGUAGAAAAUCAAUCGAAAAAAUCCACAUCAAUCCAGAUCUACAAAAACUAAACCAAACGAGAACAUAUCUGAAACUUGAAAAUAGAUCUGCGCCCAAAAACUCUAAAUGCCGACUCCCACCAAACGAGACUGCUUCACACCGCUGUGCCAUGUCUCCAGAACCAGCUGAGGCUCCACCGUGCUUCACACUCGCGAGCGGAAGAAGGGACGAGACCGUUGACCUAGACCAUAACCAAAAGCAAAACAACAGGGAAGCAGCGGCUCAGAGAAACAAAGGAAAGAUAAGAGGAGAGACUCCGGCAAUGGCACGGACGCUCACGCGCCGGCCAGUCACCGGAAAAAGUCAGAUUUGUUUUUGGCGACAAAGAGAUAAGGAGAGCGUCGGGAGGCUUUUUUUUGGCGACAAAGAGAUAAGGAGAGACAAGGUCACGAACUUUGAACAAAAUAGGAAUCUCUAUCAGAACAUCUUUGAUUAUUUUCUCUAAAUAAUAUUCUACCUUAUAUAAGUUUAAAGUUUGUACGAAGCUUGUUAGCUCUAAAAAAAAAAACUUGUUAGCUCAUCCAUGGACAAGUUCUUGAGAGUUUGGGAUCUCGAGACCGAACACUGUAUCGAAAUAGUUACCAUCAUAGUUAAGUCCGUUGAUGCUGAUCCAAAGGAGA